UGCCCAGGGCCGCUGGAGCAGGGCGGGAUAUUGGAGGAGGCGACUGCAAGGCUGUGAAGGUGUGAGCAGGAAAGGAACCAGCUGUAAACACAGGGUCAUUUUGUAAUGGUUGAGGCGUUUAGGUAACCCCGGGUGUCGGGUAUCUUGCCGCUGAUUUGAGGCUCGAAGAUGCUCUUGGAGCCCUUCCAGAGGGUGAGGAAGGUCCUGCUCACGCCAGCGCGGCUCUUCCGGGCGGGGAGCGGAGCGCUGCAGCCCCGGGCCCGCCCUCCCCUCCUCGGGGGUGGUGCCGGCGGCGGUGCCGGCGGAGUCGGCGCGGCGGGCCGGGACCGAAGGAUGCUGCUGUCGCUGCUGCCUCUCCUGCUGCUGCUGUUGCUGCCGGCGCUGGCCGAGGGGCACCGGGCGGCGGUGCUGCGGCUGGGGCUCCGGGACAGCCCCCGAGGGGAGGUGAGCCUGGCUUUCCUCUCCCUCACCCUGGAUGCCAGCCUCGCCCGGGACCCGCGCUAUGUCGCCCUGCUCAGCAAUUCGAAGCUGCGGGCCCUGGCAACAGCCCUGUCCCCAGGUUUCCUGAGGUUUGGUGGCACUGAGACAGACUUUCUUAUCUUUGAUCCCAACAAGGAUUCAACUUCAGAAGAAAAAAUCUUCUGGGAAUUUCAAGCACAGCAAGAGGCUUGUGGCUCAAGGCCUGCAUUUGCUGCUGUUGAGAAGGUGCUGCUGACCCAAUGGCCCAGCCAGGAGAAGCUGAUUCUUGCCGAACAGAACCGGAAAAAGCACAAAAACAUCACCAUUACAAAAAACACACUGGAUAUUCUCUAUAGCUUUGCUAACUGCUCAGGGUUUCACCUGAUCUUUGGACUCAAUGCCUUGCUGCGGAAAGGUGGCUUGCAGUGGGACAGCUCAAAUGCCCAGGCACUGCUGGACUACUGUGCUUCCCAGAGGUACAACAUCUCCUGGGAACUUGGGAAUGAGCCCAACAGCUUCAGGAAGAAAUCUGGCAUCCACAUUGAUGGCUUCCAGCUGGGGCAAGAUUUUAUUCACUUACGCCAACUGCUGAAUAACUAUGCCCUCUAUCAGCAUGCCAAGCUCUACGGCCCCGAUGUUGGGCAGCCCCGAAAGCACACGCAGAGACUGCUGAGAAGCUUCCUGAAAUCGGGAGGGAAGGUGAUCGACUCUGUCACAUGGCACCAUUACUAUGUGAAUGGACAGAGUGCAACAAGGGGGGAUUUCUUGAGCCCUGAGGUGCUGGACACCUUCGCCACAGCCAUAUAUGAAGUUCUGGAGAUUGUUGGUCAGACUGUGCCGGACAAGAAGGUAUGGCUGGGAGAGACGAGCUCUGCCUAUGGAGGAGGAGCUCCCAGAUUGUCUAACACUUAUGUUGCUGGCUUUAUGUGGUUGGACAAACUCGGGCUUUCAGCCAGGCAGGGGAUUGAUGUGGUAAUGAGACAGGUUUUCUUCGGGGCAGGGACCUAUCACCUGGUGGAUGCCAACUUUGAGCCUUUGCCGGACUACUGGCUUUCACUGCUCUACAAGAAGCUGGUGGGUACCAAGGUGCUGCAGGUCGGCCUGGCAGGAGCCAACAAGAGGAAGCUCCGUGUCUACCUCCACUGCACAAGCAGCCUCAACCCAAAGUACAGAGAAGGGGAUGUGACACUGUUUGCCUUAAACCUCUACAAUGUCACCCAACAUUUGAAGCUACCAGAUUACCUAUCGAGCAAGCAUGUGGAUCAGUACCUCUUACUGCCUCAUGGCAAAGAGAAUAUUCUUUCCAGGUCUAUUGAGCUGAACAGCCGUGUGCUACGGAUGCUGGAUGAUGAAACACUGCCAGAGCUUAUGGAAAAGCCCCUUGGUCCUGGCAGACUUCUUGGCCUUCCAGCCUUCUCCUAUGGCUUUUAUGUUAUCAAAAACGCCAAAGCUAUUGCUUGCAUUUAAGCGGUCAACACACACACUCAGGAUAAAUGUAAAGCACUAGGCUAGUAGGAAAUUUUUUUUUUUGCUCUUGAUCCAACCUGUCACUGUGCUUGAGCAUGGAACUCUUCUCCACACCACACAGGGAGCUUCUCACACUACUUGGGGCUCUGCCAGCCCAGGCACUGCAACCUCCCCUCACCCUCUAGUUUCUGCAAGCACAGCUCCUAAAGCAGUUUCUUCAAAAGCUUGCCUUCAGAAAGGAUGAGCAGAGUUUUUAUUUGAGCUGUACAGCUGUGGCCUCACACUAUGUGGGGGUUGUGGUUGCUGAGGGUAUCUUGAGGUCGAAGGUCUGGACACACAAAGCAAACCAAAGUCAGGGUGCUUGCAGGGGCAAAGGCCUUGCAGAGAAACCAGAUCCUCUAUUAGAUUUGGGGAAACAACACACAUUUUUCUUAAGCUAGGAUUGUUCAGUCACAAGAUGGAGCUGUGGUUCUGUGCUUUCCAAAGGCGAGUUGUUGACAAAGGAAAUGCAAGCUGUUCCUGUAGGGUGGUCAGCCUCUGCCAUCACACCCUUCUUCCCUGAAUGGAAAGGAGAGGAGCCCACCAGGCCCUGGCAAUAACCCUCUGUGCUCAAGGGGCUGCAAAGUGAGUGCUCAUGACCUCAACCUGCACCACUCUGCAGUUAGUUCAGCUGGAAAGUUCCUGAACCUAUGCACAGGUAAAGCUCUCAAGCUCUCUCUGCUUUACACUCCCUAAUGCACUCAGGUCUCUUCUGUCUUGGGGAAAUGGUAUAGGAGAGAGGCUGAGGAAACCACUCACCCCUCAACUACCAGAGAGACAUCAUGCUAUAGAGCAUCCUGGGGACAGAAGUGCCCAGUCAGGAUGACAUCCUUCCUACUGGGAAAACAGUGAUUUUGGAAAGAAAUCUGUGUUGGUGGUGGCUUUUCCCCCCAGCUGUGCCUUCCCCAUGCACACCCUGUUACAGCUGGCUGUGCCGGCAAUAGCUCCCUGUGGCACACAGGUUGCUGAUCCCCAGGGCAACAAAAGGCCUAGAACAGUAGCUGUGGCCUUCUGCAUCUAUUUAUUUAGUUCUACUUUUCUUGAAGGUAUGUAACCCACACCACUCUCAAUGUCUUAUAUUUAUGAGCACAGCAGGGAAGAACCCCACACUACUGUACCUCCCUUUUUAAGCUUUAAAAAGAUGCUACCAGCUACAGGGCAGGGAACCUUUUUUAAUGAGAUUAUUUUCAAAACUGAUGUACUUUUGUAGCUGUGAUGAAAACCAUGAAAACCUGCACACUAAAAAGGUUAUACUUCAGUUCAGUGUGUCAAAGGAGUAUGUGCAUCCAUGGAGCAGAUGCAUUCUGUUAAGGGUUAUGUAUCAGGGGAUAACAUAGAUCAGAAACGAGGAAGGCUGAGUUUGUUUGCAUGUCUAAGUUCCAUAACACAAGUAAAGAGAGUGUAAGAUGGAAAGUCUUACAUACAGUCAACACAAAGUUAAUAAUAUAUUAUUAUUAUAAAAAUGUAAGUUGCAACUAAAACAUCAAAUUUAUUCUUUGCCUGGUAGCUUCUUUUUAGAACUUUGAUAAAAAUUUUGUUUAUUCCAAUGCUUGUGAGUUUUGUAUUUGAAGAUUUUAAUUAAAGUGAUUUA
Messenger RNA from Pyrgilauda ruficollis (rufous-necked snowfinch), 3556 nucleotides. It is a transcript of the gene HPSE, whose product is annotated as heparanase. Lineage: Eukaryota; Metazoa; Chordata; Aves; Passeriformes; Passeridae. Gene Ontology annotation, cellular component: membrane; extracellular matrix. The record is from RefSeq and is a predicted model, not a curated record. The coding region runs from base 169 to 1926 and encodes 585 amino acids. The transcript has 12 exons. Gene Ontology annotation, molecular function: hydrolase activity, acting on glycosyl bonds.